Messenger RNA from Aspergillus campestris IBT 28561, 1518 nucleotides. RefSeq names its product pyridoxal phosphate-dependent decarboxylase family protein. The transcript has a single exon. NCBI's taxonomy places the organism in Eukaryota, Fungi, Ascomycota, Eurotiomycetes, Eurotiales, Aspergillaceae. Gene Ontology annotation, molecular function: carbon-carbon lyase activity; pyridoxal phosphate binding. The record is from RefSeq and is a predicted model, not a curated record. Gene Ontology annotation, biological process: carboxylic acid metabolic process. The coding region runs from base 1 to 1518 and encodes 505 amino acids.
AUGGAUCUCCAAGACGUUGAGAAUACGGCCAACGAGCAGGGAAAGCUCCAACAGGAGCUGUGGAAGACUGCACAAACACCCUGGACCUCCUCCAUCUUGCCCAGUGCGCAUUCCCUGACUCAAGCGAGGGAAUCGCUUCCAACAUCCCUUGACAAUGACGGCAUGGGCUUUGACCUCACCAGGAAGCACAUUCUAGACGAUAUCGUCCCGGGAUUCAACGCCAGCAGCAUAAGCCCCAACUACUACGGGUUCGUCACGGGCGGGAUCACCCCAGCUGCGCAGUUCGCGGAUAGCAUUGUUUCCACGUACGAUCAGAACGUCCAGGUUCACCUCACAGAGCACACAAUCGCUACCGAUGUCGAGUUCAUUGCCCUAGGCCUCCUCGCGGAUCUUUUGCGCCUGGAUAGGGAAGCCUGGCAGCAUGGUACCUUUACGACGGGUGCCACGGCUAGCAAUAUUCUUGGCUUGGCCUGUGGCCGGGAGUUUGUGUUGUGGGGUGCAGCAAGCAGGAAGGGCGCGACAUCCACAAGUGUCGGAGAACAUGGCCUCUUCGAAGUCCUCCUGGCAGCAGGUCUCUCGGGCGUGCAAGUCCUUUCCACACUGCCACACUCAUGCAUCGCAAAGGCCGCUGGGAUACUGGGCAUCGGCCGCGCAAAUGUCAAAAACAUAUGCCGAGAGGACAACCCCCUUCUCAUCGACCUAGCACGCCUUGAAGCGGAAUUGGCGCAUUCGGACAAAGCAUCUAUUGUUGUCGUCUCCUGUGGGGAGGUCAACACCGGUAACUUUGCGACAACGAGCCAUCAAGACAUGCUGGCCAUCCGCUGGCUGUGCGAUGAAUACGGCGCAUGGGUGCACGUCGACGGCGCAUUCGGCAUAUUCGGCCGGAUCUUAGACGACAGCGAGGAGUUCGCUGCAGUCAAACAAGGAAGUGCAGGGAUGGAGUUUGCCGACUCCAUCGCGGGCGACGGACACAAGAUGCUCAAUGUGCCGUAUGACUGCGGGUUCUUCCUCUGCCGCCAUCCAGACGAAGCGGGACGUGUCUUCCAGAAUGCCAAUGCGGCUUAUCUGACGGGUGGGGCGGCCGCCUCGAUCCCUUCUCCGUUGAAUAUUGGGAUUGAAAACUCCAGGCGCUUUCGGGCGCUGCCAGUCUACGCUUCUCUCGUCGCGUAUGGCCGCGUCGGAUACCAGGUUAUGCUGCAAAAGCAGAUCCGUCUGGCUCGCAUGAUUGCCGCGUGGCUGUUUGAGCAUCCGGGGUAUAACACCUUGCUGGAAAUGGACACGAAAGAGGCGUUGGUGGAUAAAACGUUUGUUGUCGUUUUGUUCAGUGCAAAGAACGACGCGUUGAACCAGAAUCUUGCGGCUAGGAUCAACGAUACGUCGAAAAUCUUCGUUUCUGGGACUAGCUGGGAAGGACGUCCUGCUUGUCGAAUUGCGAUCUCGAAUUGGAGAGUCGACGAGGAAAGAGAUAUUGGGAUUGUGGUUGAUGUAUUGGAUAGUGUAGUCAGACAGGAAAAUUAA